AUGGUCAAGUCACGGUUUGCUUAUAUGUCUGAGUCCAAUUCCAAGUUUUGUCCAAGUCCAAAUGUCCAAAUUCUGUCCAAGUACUGUUCUAGUACUAGUCCUAUCACACAAAUAUAUACAGCCAAGUACACAAGUACACAAUUAGAAAAUAGAGGCGCAUUUCUAUCCAAGUCCAAAAUCUGGGCUGUACCUCCAAGUCUCAAGGCCAAGUCGAUUUCCAAGAAGGGGUCCAAUGCAAAAUUCCAAAAGCAAGUUCCAAAAGAAAAACCAAAAACCAAAAACCAAAAACCAAAUCCGAGGCCUAUACUAAGUCCUCCUUUCCAAAAGGAUCAAAUGAAAUCCGAACUUGAGGCAUAUACUAAGUCCUCCACUCCAAAAGGAUCAAAUCCAAAAACCGAGGCGUAG
Phycomyces blakesleeanus NRRL 1555(-) is the source of this 405-nucleotide messenger RNA. RefSeq lists its product as hypothetical. Bases 1 to 405 code for a protein of 134 amino acids. Lineage: Eukaryota; Fungi; Mucoromycota; Mucoromycetes; Mucorales; Phycomycetaceae. The transcript is spliced from 2 exons. The record is from RefSeq and is a predicted model, not a curated record.